AUGGGGCGAUGGCAGCAUCGGAGUCAGGGCAGCUGAUAAAUCUGAGGUAAGGUUAUUGGGCAGUAUCACUAGAGAGGCUGUAAUUGGCAAUUGUGAAUUAGUUUCAGGGGGGUACUGCGUAGCUAGCAGUCUUUAAAGUGACCAGGUUGGGUGCCAUAAGGAGUUGGUACACCAAGGUCAGGGUCUGAAUCAAAAGGCUAAAUGACAAGUUAGUACCAUUUGUGAGGGGGGAUGUCAAGGACGUAAGGACCCUGGAGGACUGUUUGAUUAUUUCUCCUAUUUUUCCGAUAUCUAGAGUUUGAGAAAUUGGACAAAAUUUCUCUGGAUGUGGAUAGUACUCACUGAAGACCCUGCUUGGUUUUUACAUUAGAGCUUACCAACAACUCUUGUUUUCUACCUGGGAUUCCAUGGGUCUGGUAUAUAGAAGAACAGGGUCUUGCAUUGCUGACAGAAGUGAUUGGUCCUUGAUCCUAACAUAUGUAUCUGGAACGACCAAUAUGGACAGCCCCCAUAUUUGUCUGACCAUUUUUUGCAAUCAUCUUUUGUCUGGUCAAAGAGGAAGCAGACAAAGAGAACAUAAUAUGUAGAAGGAAUGACAGAUAUCGGGAUGACAGCAAUUUGGACUGACUCCCAGCAUGGAGUGGUUUCCUGAUCCUAUUGGGAAAGUCUGUUUAUUAUCAGUGGGGAUUCCUUGAACCUCGAAUCUCUAGAUGUAAGUGAUACUAUGGAUGGAAACGAUCAGAUGAGAAGCCCAGGUCUAAUCCAGUGGAGUGGAGUACAGAUGCUAGAGUGGAGUUUCAUUCUUCUGGGAUUGGGGACAAGGUAGGUGGUCUCAACAUCUUGUGGAGCUUAAGAGAGCAGGGUCCAUGAAGGGCCCUACCAUUUAGGAGAGACAGCUAAGAGCUGCUGAUCUGGAGGGGACAGAAAAACUUGGUCUCAAAUGUUGAUAGGUAGUGGACAGGAGACAGCGUGUGGCCUUAGUCAGUGUUGUUCAGUAGAGUUCCAUAGGAGAGAAAGGGGGUGACAAAGUAAUGGAGUAAUUCAAUGGUCUAGGAGGGGAGCGCAUUUACUUGAAAGACCAGGAAUUAGUACUGACAUCGAUACAUGAGUUUGAAAGGUGAGACAAAAAGAGGUCACUUGGGGAGAGCUUGUAGCCUAAAAUGAGCCAGAGGUAGGAGUUUUGCCCAAUCGAAGUUCCUGUGACAGUUUGACAAGAGUGGUUUUUAGGGAGCAAUUAGUUCUUUCUGCCUUACCUGAAGAUUGAGGGUGGUAUGGAAUAUGAAAAUGCCAGGUGAUGUCUAGGGCCUUAGACAGAAUUUGAGAAAUUUGGGAAGUAAAUUCAGGACCAUUGUCUAACUGAAGGGAGGCUGAGACACCAAAUAGAGGAUGAUUUCUUGGAAGUGGAGCUCAGAAACUGUCUGAACCCUUUUGUUAGUUGUGUGAUAUGCCUCCACCCACCCCAAGAAUGUGACAAUCCAAACUAGGAGGUACUUGGCACAUUUGGCAUGUGGGUAAAGACAAGUUGCCAGUCAGUUCCAGGAAGGGAACCUCUGGCCUGAUGGGUAGAAAAAGGGGUGCUACAAUACCAGAGGUUGAAGUCUGACACUUGACAGACUUUGGAAGAGGCAGUGAUGGAUUUUAAGAAACUUAAGUCCUUAGGAGUAGGCUUCUGGUGGGUUUUAACAAAAUAAGACAAUGCCUUGCUGUUAGGAUGAAAGAUGUGGCCAAAAUAGGACAGAAUUUGUGUUAGGAAGUGAGAGUGGGGAUGUGGGUUGCAGUGUAAGAAUGUCCUGGGGAGGGUAAGACAUGUGUAGGCCCAUAAGGGCCGCAGUUCUGGCUGCCUCUUCAGCUCUGUUGUUUCCCUUGGAGACAAUAGAGUCAUUCAUCAGGUGGGAUCUGCAGUGAACAAACCCAAUAGCUGUGUGGAGAUGGUAGGCCUUUAGCAUGGCCAUAAUUUUGUUUGCAUUAGCUACUGAUCCUCCUUUAGUCAUAAGUACCCCAUGCUCCUUCCAGUUAGGGGGCCGGCAACCCUUCUCGUGGCUCAUAAAUGCUCGCUCCACCACUCCAGCUGCUGUCCUCGCCCGCUUUCCCCACCAUGGGGACGCAUCGGCGUGGGCCGGUCGGGUGCCUGGGCGCGUGAGGGGCCGAGACGGGCCAGUCAUCGUGCUCCGGUCUGGUGGGAGGUGGGCCCCGCCCACUGGGUCGGUGCGUCCUCCGCCGCCACGCAUCUGCCAGUGCGCUCAGAGAGCGACCUGCGAGGGUUGGACGGGGGAGUCAUACCGCACCCUCGGGAGCCAGUCUCAGAUCUCAUCAAAGAAGCAAAAUCUAGUGUCACUCGUGAAGGGAAUCUAUUGAAGCACAAGCAAAUUACCAAGGCAAUACACCCCCCCAAAAUGAAUGAUUCUUCAUUCACCAGUAGCCAUCAAAUGUCAAAAGCCCCUCAAUAUGGCAUUGUCAAGGAUUGCACACACCAUCUAAGCCCUGACUCUAACUGGCUUGAUCAUGUGAAAGUAUUGUGUUAACACAGGUGCUAUGAGUUCAUGAGUGUGAUAACCAUGAGCACCAGAGGACAGCUUUUCAUACUCUGUACCGAACAGCUAUCACAAUUUUCUUGAUACAAUAGAGAUCAAUUCAAUGUUCAUUGCAAGAAGGCAGGAACAUACUCAUAUAAUUAUGAUGGAGAUGUUAUUAAAAUUUUAGUUUCUAAAUGCAUUUUAUUUAUGUAAAAUUCCAGAAAAUUUUAUUUCUGUUUAUGGUCUGAAACAUCUUCUUUUCAUUCAUAACAAAAACAAUGAUAGUUCUAACUUUUGAAAUGACAUUAUAAUAUAAUGUAUAUGUAUCAAACUUUUCUAAAUUUGUGUGCAUGUGCAUCCCAUUUUUAAGAGUAUUAAGUUUUUUUUAAUGUUUUCUAGCUGUAUUAAUACGAUCAUAAGAUUUUCUUUUUAAGUAAAAUAACUUAUGCAUUAUUUUACUAACAUAGUCUUAAUUUUAUAUCUCAAAUAUUAUUUUCUAUUGAAUACAUAGAUGAAUUUUACUUGUUAACAUUUGGUUGAUCAAUUAGUUCCUUGUUUAUUAAAUUGUAAAUUUAUACUUUUGUGUUGAAAUUAACUUUUGUAAAGUUUGCAUACAUAAUUUUCAUAUUUAUUCAGUUGAUAUCACAUGAUUCAUAAAAUUCUUUCUCUUCAAAUAACUACAACAUAGAUUUUGAUUAGUUUAAUGAACAAAGACUAUUAAAUGGACCUGUAGAAAUUAUUGAUUUGAAUAUUGAUUUGAAUAACUAUAGAGAAUAAUUUGAUAUUAAAUACUGGGUAGGAGUGUGGGACUGCAUUUUAACUAUCUGAAUUAUGCUGUUUCAAGGUGACUUUUUUUAUAGAUAUGUACAGCAUUAACAUGACUUAUAUUCAAAUCA
Rattus norvegicus (Norway rat) is the source of this 3409-nucleotide messenger RNA. The record is from RefSeq and is a predicted model, not a curated record. Lineage: Eukaryota; Metazoa; Chordata; Mammalia; Rodentia; Muridae.